Cordyceps militaris CM01 is the source of this 453-nucleotide messenger RNA. RefSeq names its product transporter. The transcript has a single exon. Lineage: Eukaryota; Fungi; Ascomycota; Sordariomycetes; Hypocreales; Cordycipitaceae. Bases 1 to 453 code for a protein of 150 amino acids. The record is from RefSeq and is a predicted model, not a curated record.
AUGGCGAUAUUGAUCAAGGACCCCGGCGAAAAGUCGCUCGACACGCUCCUCGCCACCCUCACCACCGUCCUCCACCCCGACACCUUUGUCUUUGCCACCGUGGACCAGGCCGGCGGCGCGCGCCUCCCCCUCCCCGCGCUCGCCGACCUGCAGCUCCUCUUCCGCGAGCAGGAAGCCGUCACCGUCGUCGUCACGCAGCGCUACGCCGAGGCCCACCAGAUGGCCUACCUCUUCCCCAGCCGCAUGAUUACGCUCAACGUCACGUCGAGCCUCGACGCCGUCGGCUUCAUGGCCGUCAUCGCGACGCGGCUGGCCAGCAGCUGCGGCAUGGGCGUCAACCCCGUCAGCGGCUUCUACCACGAUCACCUGUUUGUGCCGGUGGGACGCGAGGCGGACGCGGUGGCCGAGUUGCAGAGGCUGGCAGAGGAAAAGAGGCGCGAGUUGGCGGCGUAG